AUGGCUGGACCAAUCAUCUCCGUGGUGGGCGGCCUGAACAUGGACCUGUUCAUGGAGACGGAUCGCAUGCCCGGUAUCGGCGAGUCUGUGGACAGCAGAUCCUUAUCGAUGUUCCCAGGCGGAAAGGGUGCGAAUACUGCCAUUGCGGCCCAUCGAGCGAGCCACUCGAAACCACGAGGCGACACAAAGGGCGGCAGCGAUGAAGGCAGCAUUCGUGUGUUUAUGAACGGCGCCGUGGGAUCAGACAGCUUUGGUGGGCUGCUGAAAGCCAAGCUCAAGGGUGAAGGUAUCGAUAUCUCUGGCGUGAGCACCAUCGAUAACGAGAGGAGCGGGACAUGUGUUGUUAUUGUCGAGACGGAGCUUGGUGACAGCCGAAACAUAGGAUACGAGGGAGCUAAUUUGAAGUGGGCGCUGCCUGAUCCGAACUCGGUGGGAUGCCUCGCAGGAGGGGCGAGGCCCGAUCUCGUCGUGGCUCACCUCGGCGUGCGACGCGAAGAAGUAGGACGAGUGUUGGCCCUUGCAAGACAGAACGGCGUCGACACUCUUUUGAACCCCGCCCCGGCCACGUCUUUGGACCGCUCGACGUAUCAGAACGUCACUCACCUUGUCUUGAACGAGACCGAAGCCGCUCUGUUAUCUGGACGUGAUCGGGACAGACUGCACAGCCCUACUGGCUGGCAGGAGGUAGCACAAGACUUUAUUCGGUCAGGCGUCACAAACGUGGUUCUCACGCUGGGCGCAAGGGGGGCUUACUACUCUACAAUUGGUGGAGAAAGAGGCCUGGUGAAGGCCGAGGAAAGCAUCAGUGUUGUGGACACGACGGGGGCAGGAGACACAUUCGUGGGCAACUAUGCUGCGGAGUGCACAAGACAAAGGCAGCUGGGCGAGUGCGAUAUCAGCAAAGCCAUCGCCCGGGCGUGUAAGGCGGCAGCUCGGACCAUUGGGCGGCUCGGUGCUCAGGAGGCUAUCCCGUGGGCUGAUGAAAUAGACAGAUAG
This is a messenger RNA of Thyridium curvatum, 996 nucleotides long. RefSeq lists its product as uncharacterized. The transcript has 2 exons. Lineage: Eukaryota; Fungi; Ascomycota; Sordariomycetes; Thyridiales; Thyridiaceae. Gene Ontology annotation, biological process: D-ribose metabolic process. The coding region runs from base 1 to 996 and encodes 331 amino acids. The record is from RefSeq and is a predicted model, not a curated record. Gene Ontology annotation, molecular function: ribokinase activity.